AUGGCAAUGUAUACGAUUGUCUAUAAUGGCAUAAAGGUGCAAAUUGUACUUGGAGAUCUUACCCAGCAGAAGGUGGAUGUCAUCAUUUGCUCGUGCUCAAGCAAGAUGGAGGGUGGCGCUUUAUUGAAGAAAUUAUGUAAUCUUGGUGGACCCCAAUUUACUCUGGCUGCAAAAAAAGUAAAUGAUCUCCACUGGGGAUCUGUCUACAUGGUAAAAGGAGAAACAUUGCCAUGCAAGUCAGUAUAUUUCAUUCCAUUCAUUCACUACUCGCAUCCGAAUGAAGCAACUAGAAUAAAGACGAUGGCUGAUGAACUAUACAAAUGCCUCUUGUUAGCCAAUACCUAUAAAAUGUCUUCGAUAGCCAUACCAUCUAUUGGCACUGGUAAUUUACGUCUAUCGGUCACUGCCGUUGCUAAAGCUUUUAGUCAAAUGGUUAUAGCAUAUUGCGAGCAAAAGCGCGGUAGCAACUUUUUACGUGAAAUCCGAUGGAUCAUCUAUCAGCAAGAAUUUUAUACUGAGUUUUUGAAAACAUUUAAAAGUUGCAUCAUUUUAAAUGAUCACCCUCUUACCUCCGAUCAGCUAAUUACAGAAGACAUGAUCACUAGCCCAAGCGUUCAGAAUACUACCGAAGUUUCUUCACUAGCUUCUUCUGUCUCGGAUAAAGCUAUUAGGAAUAACAAAAAUUGUCAAUUUAGUGAUAAUAUUUCGCUGAGUAAUUGUCCGACUUCACCUGAUCACUCGCAUAAAUUAGUUGACCUCAGUGAUGCUAAUGAAAUAUACAGUCAGAUAGUAAAUGGUGUACAAAUAAGUGUUCUUUCUGGUAAAGUUAAAGAUCAAAAGGUUGACGGAAUAAUUAUCUUAAAUUACGAAGAUAAUUUAGAGGAAGAUACAGCUCGUAUUAAUUUAUCUGAUGAAACGCGUUAUGGUAAGAAACACCAAAACGAAUUAUCCAAAUUGAAAAAAGGUUCCUUUUAUAAAACUGACGGCAGCAGUUUGCACUGUCAAUACAUUUAUCAUAUACCCGUCACAACCUAUUACAUGGCUGAAGAAAAUCGCCAUAGUCGAAUGCUUCUGGAAUUGAAUUUCCAGAUAGCAAAGUGUUUUGAAGACGCAGACGUUUGCAAUCUGAAAUCUAUUGCUAUACGUAUCGAUAAUAACUGGAGCUAUUUCAUGGACAUCAAAGUUGCACCUUUACGCUUACUUAAAAUUUUGUCGGAAUAUUUAUUCCGGCAUCGUCACCAUGCCUAUCGUGACAUACGAUUAGUUAUAACAGUAAACGAUCAGACCCUCGUAAGUGAUAUGAUCCGAACGCUACCACCAUUGAUGUCAUCAGCAGACUAUGGCAAUAGUAGUAAUCGUAAUAAUUUACGGGAUGGUAUACACGCUUCUUAUCGAGAUUAUAUCAUUUCACAUGAAGACAGCCGCGAAGCAUCAGGCACUGAAGAUGCAAUCAAAAAAGCGAACUUGCUAAAAGUUCCUACGCCAAUAAAAGAUAGAACAGUCUCCGAUGAUGUGAAUGAAUUUACUGAUAUAAAAACUGAACCGUGCAUAUAUACAAUCUUACCGGACUCUAGUAUUGGCGAGAAGCUACUUGCAACUAUUAGUAAUUUGGAGUAUGAUGUUGUGAACCUCUUUGAAGUAGAAAAUCAGAUCCUAUAUGAACAAUACGACAUUCAAAAACGUUAUGUAUCUGCAUUGGUAGCCCGAUUUUCAGAUAUACAAAAGUCGCCAAUAGAAAGAAUUCUCUUUUAUGCUACUAAUGUUGAAGGUGCUCGAAGAAUCAUUAUUAGUGGAUUUAAAAGAGAAUUUACUGGAUCAGACACUGUUAAAUAUUCGUUCGGUACUACUUUUGCGGUCACUGCAAAGAAGGCCGUUAAAGUUGCGAUGUACAAUCAUCAUAUUCACCCCGCAGAUAAAGAUAUCAUUUUAGUUUGUGCGAAAGUUUUAACUGGAUUAUCUACCGAACCUCGAAAAGAUGAAAUGCCAAGUUCAGCUAUCAAUUUAAACAAGCUAUUUGGACAUUAUUUUUCUGACUUGUUAUCAUCAAAUGAUUUAAAUGAUAUGUGA
Messenger RNA from Trichoplax adhaerens, 2067 nucleotides. RefSeq lists its product as uncharacterized. The transcript is spliced from 6 exons. Gene Ontology annotation, molecular function: transcription corepressor activity. Lineage: Eukaryota; Metazoa; Placozoa; Uniplacotomia; Trichoplacea; Trichoplacidae. Gene Ontology annotation, cellular component: nucleus; cytoplasm. The record is from RefSeq and is a predicted model, not a curated record. Gene Ontology annotation, biological process: negative regulation of gene expression. Bases 1 to 2067 code for a protein of 688 amino acids.